Geosmithia morbida is the source of this 1332-nucleotide messenger RNA. Its product is annotated as RNA recognition motif (RRM) domain. The record is from RefSeq and is a predicted model, not a curated record. Lineage: Eukaryota; Fungi; Ascomycota; Sordariomycetes; Hypocreales; Bionectriaceae. Gene Ontology annotation, molecular function: mRNA binding. The transcript is spliced from 8 exons. Gene Ontology annotation, cellular component: cytoplasm; nucleus. Bases 1 to 1332 code for a protein of 443 amino acids.
AUGCCCGGCACAGGCGAACCCAGUGGGGGAUCCAACUCAGGCUACGGCGGACAGGCGCCCAACCGAUCUUACGAAGACAGAGCGCGCCUAAGAGAGAAUAUGAUGAGCAACAUUCGCGAGACUUCUCAGCAGGACCGCCGUGUCUACGUCGGCAAUCUCUCUUACGAUGUCAAGUGGCACCACCUCAAGGAUUUUAUGAGACAGGCGGGAGAGGUUCUCUUUGCCGACGUGCUAUUGCUUCCAAACGGAAUGUCGAAGGGAUGCGGAAUUGUGGAGUACGCUACAAGAGAUCAAGCUCAACAAGCUGUUACUCAGCUGAGCAACCAGAACCUCAUGGGUCGUCUUGUCUACGUGCGCGAGGAUCGUGAGGCGGAACCUCGGUUCAUCGGAACCACUGGCGGUGGCCGCGGCGGAUUCGCCGGCGGCGGCGGUAUGCCUGGAGGCGGCUUCAAUCCCGGAUUUGCCGGAGGCCCCCCCGGUGGCGGCGCCGGUCGCCAGAUUUAUGUCGCCAAUCUGCCUUUCAACAUCGGUUGGCAAGACCUGAAGGAUCUUUUCCGUCAAGCCACUCGUGUCGGUGUUGUUAUCCGCGCCGAUGUCCACAGCGGACCUGACGGACGCCCCAAGGGCUCCGGCAUUGUUGUCUUCGAGAGCCCCGAAGACGCUCGCAAUGCCAUCCAGCAGUUCAACGGCUACGACUGGCAGGGCCGUGUUCUCGAGGUGCGUGAGGACCGUUAUGCCGGUGCCGGCGGAGGCCCCAUGGGAGGCUUCCCCGGCCGUGGGGGCUUCGGCGGCGGUAUGCGUGGGGGCUUCGGCGGCGGUUUCGGCGGCCGUGGAGGCUUCGGUGGUCGUGGUGGCUUCGGCUUCGGCGGUCGUGGCGGCUUCCCCGGUGCCCAAAUGCCCGGCCCCGGUCACGGCCCCAACCCUGGUCACGGCCCUGGCCCCGGUCCUAACCCCGGCUUUGAUGCCCCUGCCCCUCCUCCCAACCCCUUUACCGACAACGCCACUGGCGGAACGGAGAAGAACGAAAUCAUCUACGUUCGGAACCUUCCCUGGUCUACGAGCAACGAAGAUCUAGUCGAACUCUUCACAACGAUCGGCAAGGUUGAGCAGGCUGAGAUUCAGUACGAGCCUAGCGGCCGAUCCCGCGGCAGCGGUGUCGUGCGUUUCGAUUCCGCUGACACCGCCGACACUGCUAUCACUAAGUUUCAGGGAUAUCAGUACGGUGGUCGCCCUCUGCACCUGAGCUUUGUCAAGUACAUCAACAACCAAGUCGGUGAAGAGGCCAUGGAGACGGAACCCCACAACGGGAUGACACAGGACCAGAUGAUGUAG